GGGGACGAUUCACCUGAAGGACUUGCCUGAUUUGGACUUUAUGGCUCCCGGAAGUGCUUUCUUCCCUUCCCCUGCCCAGCUUCCCUCCCUCCCGUAGGCUGCAGUUGGAACGAUGGCGGCGGCGGCAGCCCCAGGGCCUGGCUUGGGGUCUGGACCCGGCGACUCCCCGGAAGGGCCCGAGACGGAGGCUCCGGAGCGUCGGCGGAAGGCUCACGGGAUGCUGAAGCUCUACUAUGGCCUCUCGGAGGGAGAGGCGGCGGGGUACCCCGCGGGACCCGACCCUCUGGACCCGACUGAUCUCAAUGGGGCUCACUUUGACCCGGAAGUUUAUCUGGACAAGCUGCGUAGAGAGUGUCCCCUGGCCCAGCUGAUGGACAGUGAGACCGACAUGGUGCGACAGAUCCGGGCUCUAGACAGCGACAUGCAGACCCUGGUCUAUGAAAACUACAACAAGUUCAUCUCAGCUACAGACACCAUCCGGAAGAUGAAGAAUGAUUUCCGGAAGAUGGAGGAUGAGAUGGACCGUCUGGCCACCAAUAUGGCGGUGAUCACUAACUUCAGCGCGCGAAUCAGUGCCACACUGCAGGACCGCCACGAGCGCAUCACCAAGCUGGCAGGGGUGCACGCGCUGCUGCGGAAGCUGCAAUUCCUUUUUGAGCUGCCCUCGCGCCUCACCAAGUGCGUGGAGCUGGGUGCCUAUGGGCAGGCGGUGCGCUACCAGAGCCGGGCCCGGGCUGUGCUGCAGCAGUACCAGCAUCUGCCCUCCUUCCGUGCCAUCCAGGAUGACUGCCAGGUCAUCACAGCUGGCCUGGCCCAGCAACUUCGGCAGCGCUUCAGGGAGGGCGGCUCAGGUGCCCCAGAGCAGGCCGAAUGCGUGGAGCUGCUGCUGGCCCUGGGCGAGCCUGCUGAGGAGCUGUGCCAAGAGUUCCUGGCACAUGCACGUGGGCGGUUGGAGGAAGAGCUGAGCAGCCUGGAGACGGACCUGGGGCCGUCACCUCCUGCGCCUGAUGUAUUAGAGUUCACUGACCGCGGUGGCAAUGGUUUUGUAGGCGGCCUUUGCCAGGUGGCUGCAGCCUACCAGGAGCUGUUUGCUGCCCAGGGCCCAGCGGGUGCUGAGAAGCUGGCAGUCUUCGCACGGGAACUGGGUGGCCGCUACUUUGCGCUAGUGGAGCGGCGACUGGCACAGGAGCAGGGUGGCAGUGACAACUCACUGCUGGUGCGGGCACUGGAUCGCUUCCACCGGCGCCUUAGGGCACCCGGGGCCCUGCUGGCCACUGCAGGGCUCUCUGAGGCGUCCACAGAGAUCGUGGAGCGAGUGGCCCGCGAGCGGCUGGGCCACCAUCUGCAAGGUCUGAAGGCUGCUUUCCUGGGCUGCCUGACUGAUGUUCGCCAGGCACUUGCAGCACCUCGUCUGGCUGGGAAGGAGGGCCCUAGCCUGGCUGAAUUGUUGGCCAAUGUGGCUAGCUCCAUCCUGAGCCACAUCAAGGCCUCUUUGGCUGCCGUACACCUCUUCACAGCCAAGGAAGUGUCUUUCUCCAACAAGUCCUACUUUCGGGGUGAGUUCUGCAGUCAGGGCGUCCGUGAGGGGCUCAUCGUAGGCUUUAUCCGCUCUAUGUGCCAGACAGCCCAGAGCUUCUGUGACAGUCCAGGGGAGAAAGGGGGUGCCACACCACCUGCCUUGCUCCUGCUGCUCUCCCGUCUCUGCCUGGACUAUGAGACAGCCACCAUCUCCUACAUCCUCACCCUCACUGAUGAACAGUUUCUGGUGCAGGACCCGUCUCCAGUGACACCGGUGAGCACCCUCUGUGCAGAGGCCAGGGAGACAGCACGGAAGCUGCUGACCCACUAUGUGAAGGUGCAAGGCCUGGUCAUAUCCCAGAUGUUGCGCAAGAGUGUGGAGACACGGGACUGGCUCAGUACUCUGGAGCCCCGGAAUGUCCGUGCGGUCAUGAAGAGGGUGGUGGAGGACACGACAGCUAUUGAUGUACAGGUGGGACUCCUAUAUGAAGAAGGUGUCCGCAAAGCCCAGAGCAGUGACUCCAGCAAGAGGACUUUCUCUGUAUAUAGCAGUUCUCGGCAGCAGGGCCGCUAUGCACCCAGCUACACACCUAGUGCCCCAAUGGACACCAACCUAUUGAGCAAUAUCCAGAAGCUGUUUUCCGAACGCAUUGAUGUGUUCAGCCCUGUGGAGUUCAAUAAGGUAUCAGUGCUGACCGGCAUCAUCAAGAUCAGCCUGAAGACGCUGCUGGAGUGUGUGCGGCUGCGCACCUUCGGUCGCUUCGGGCUGCAGCAGGUGCAGGUGGACUGCCACUUCCUGCAGCUCUACCUGUGGCGCUUUGUGGCCGAUGAGGAGCUUGUGCACUUGCUGCUGGACGAAGUGGUGGCCUCGGCUGCCCUACGCUGUCCGGAUCCGGUGCCCAUGGAACCCAGUGUGGUUGAGGUCAUCUGCGAGCGCGGCUAGGCCCAGCCAAUUCUGUGCACCAGGCUGCCUCGGUGCCCCAUCCAGCCCAUGCCCUGCGCUGCCCCUAGUGGCACUUUCCCGCUGGCCGGUGUCAGGAACCGCCUAAUAAAGACGAGUGGCCUCCUC
Jaculus jaculus (lesser Egyptian jerboa) is the source of this 2587-nucleotide messenger RNA. It is a transcript of the gene Vps51, whose product is annotated as VPS51 subunit of GARP complex. Gene Ontology annotation, biological process: Golgi vesicle transport; retrograde transport, endosome to Golgi; Golgi organization. NCBI's taxonomy places the organism in Eukaryota, Metazoa, Chordata, Mammalia, Rodentia, Dipodidae. The record is from RefSeq and is a predicted model, not a curated record. The transcript is spliced from 10 exons. Gene Ontology annotation, cellular component: EARP complex; membrane; GARP complex. Bases 113 to 2461 code for a protein of 782 amino acids.